This is a messenger RNA of Anneissia japonica, 2565 nucleotides long. RefSeq names its product uronyl 2-sulfotransferase-like. Lineage: Eukaryota; Metazoa; Echinodermata; Crinoidea; Comatulida; Comatulidae. Gene Ontology annotation, cellular component: membrane. The record is from RefSeq and is a predicted model, not a curated record. The transcript has 8 exons. Gene Ontology annotation, molecular function: sulfotransferase activity. The coding region runs from base 456 to 1805 and encodes 449 amino acids.
CUCUUUAGGCCUAAGCCAGUAGCCUAGAGUAGUCUUUUAUUUAGCCAUUUUGCCAAAAUUACCAUACAGUAUGUCAUUCUUAGUGUUGCCGUUUUGGUUUAUUGCCGUUUUGACUUAUUGCCGUUUUGGUCUUGCCGUUUUGACUUUAUUGCCGUUUAGUUUUUUUGCAGUUUUGACCUGUUCCCGACAGAGGUUAGCGAGCGCUGGCUGGCUGGCUGGCUUAGCCAGUCAAAACCCAGCAGUGCGUGCUUAAAAUCACACGGCGUGAAGCGCUGAAACUGCUUGAAGUCGAACUGAAGUAAGUUCUUCCUGUUUAAGACUGAGCCUGCUAAAAUCACAACGUGUCAAAGGUUUUUACAGACAUUUAAAAAAAAACCAAACAAGCCACAUGGCUACUAUGUCAUAAGUAUUGCUUUCGAAGUUUCUAUCUUGUAACCGGUUUUUAGAGCAGGAGAAUGGCAAGCAAGAAAAUAUUUUUCGCUUUAUUUUUCGUCACUUUUGUACUGAUUAUAUGUUAUGUAUACUUGGACAGUAAAACUACUGGGACAAUCUUUCGAGGACAUACAGAAGCAAGGGGAGUAGUAGCCUUAGGAAAACGAAUUUUUGGUUCUGGAAAUGAACCGAAUAAUAAUAAUAUUGACAGUUCUAGUUUAGUUUCAAGAAAACCAAAGGUAGAUUGGAAAGAAUACUGGCGACAUUUAGACGAACGGAAAAUCAUGGGAUUUCAAGAAAAAAAUAACAUUUUUGAAAAAGAUGAAGAAGUUGCUACUCAAGAUGUCACUGUUAACAAUCCUGUGAAAAAUAAUGCUUUAAAAGUGAAAGAAGAGUUAGUGCAACAGAACAAAAAGGCCACCUUAACCGGAAUAACAUUUCCAGAUGGGAAUAAGCCAACUGAAAAGAAAGCGCUCAGCAAAAAGAAAUGGUUGUAUGAUUGGAAUGAAACUAAGGACAUGGUUGAUUCUCUGCCAUUAUAUGGAAACUGGCAGAAUGAACUGGGUCAACGGAUAAUUUUCAACCGUGUUGGUAAAUGUGGAAGUAGAUCGGUAUUGGAUGUAUUUAAACAUCUUGCAAAGCAGAACCAUUAUAACAUGAUAAACUCUAUUGUAUACAACCAAACACGUAUAUCCGAAGAAAAAAAGAACCUGAUUGUGAGUGUUCUUUUGAAGGUGGAUCCACCAUUCUUGUUCCAGCGACAUAUGUAUUAUGUUGAUUUCAGCAAGUUUAGCUCUUCGUCUGUUAAGUAUAUCAAUAUUAUCCGUGAUCCUAUAGAGAGGUUUACGUCACAGUAUUACUUCAAACGAUUUGGCGAUGGCAAAAAUGAUCAAAGCCAACGUCAGUUUAAAGGCUUUUUGCAGACUAUAAAUGAAUGUGUCUUGAAGAAUAGACCAGAAUGUGGUACUAAGAAACUUCAGUACAUAAUCCCAUUUUUCUGUGGUCAUAGCCCACAAUGCAGGUUGCCAGGUAGAACACCAUUAGAAAUGGCUAAGCUAAACGUAGAGCGUGAUUUUAUAGUGGUGGGAGUUCUGGAAGAGUUGGACGACACGUUUGCAGUCUUAGAAAAAAUGCUACCACGUUUUUUUACUGGAGCAGUGGAGUAUUUGAGAUCUCCAGAUACAUCUUCUGCAGGCAACACUUUUGCUCGUAAUCGGUCAGCAACUGUAACCAAGCACAAGGAGGUACCGUCGGAUGAAGUGAGAACAAUACUUUUGAAGCAAAUGUCGUUGGAGUAUGAAUUCUACUACUACAUCAAGGACCGCUUUCAAAAACUCAAGAUUCAACUUGGAAUUGGUGAUAGCAAACAAUGAUAAAUUGCAGUCGAACCGUUAUUUCCAUGGCAUUGAAUUACAAUCUGUGAUGCAUUUUUUCAACCUAAGGUCAUACAAUCGUGGUUGUAGCCAAGUUUUGUCCAGGUGAACCUAGUUUGAUAAUUAUACAAUUACAAGUUCGGUUUUUCAAACUAAGAUUGUCAUAAACACUGUCACACGACCGCGUUCUGUGACGUAGCUUUGUACAACAUAGGGUGGACUAAUAUCUUUGAGAUGGUUUAUCAAACCUGGAUUGUAGCUGUAGUCUGCUAUGUACCUGUUAUGACAUAGUCGCACUGCAACCUUUGACCUAGGUUUAUCAAACUAAAAUUUGUUAUGUGGGUUUUCAACUUAGCUUUGCUACUACCACUGGAACUACAAUCUUUGUUAUAAUAGAACAUUGACAAAAGACAAGUAUAACAAUUUUAAAAGCACAAAUUACUAGUAUUGUACUAAGUACCAAUCAUUGUACAUAUGCCUAUCUGAUGUUUUGCAAUGUACAGUAUUCUCUCUUAUUUAAGUCCUGGCUUAUUCCAAAUAGAAUACAGUGUGCCCUCCAAUUCGAGACCACUUUCGGGACCUGAAAAUUUGGGGUGGUCUUGGGGUUGGUCGUCAGUUAGAGGGCUAGCUCUGUACCAAAAGGUUAAGAUAGUUAUUUGGUCUUUGGAAAAGUGGUCUCAAAUUAGAGGGUGCACUGUAUACUUCUUCUUGUGUAGCCCUUAUUCGAGAGUGGAUCUUUUGGAACCUUUAUUAAGCCAAA